This is a messenger RNA of Aspergillus homomorphus CBS 101889, 282 nucleotides long. RefSeq lists its product as uncharacterized. The coding region runs from base 36 to 197 and encodes 53 amino acids. The transcript has a single exon. Lineage: Eukaryota; Fungi; Ascomycota; Eurotiomycetes; Eurotiales; Aspergillaceae. The record is from RefSeq and is a predicted model, not a curated record.
GCCAGCACAUCCUGUUGGCCAAGCUGGGUUCCUGCAUGAAGACCAACAUCAUGCAGCCAAAUGGAACUACUCCUGGCAAACUUCAGUCGGCAUCAUCUCGGUGCGGUGCCAUCAGGUAUCAAAGUAUUAUGUCAUAUUUUUUCAUAACUUUCGUAUCAUAUCUGCCUUCCCUUUUUCCAGGACCACCAGCCUCGUAAUCGAAACAAUGUCACUGCGAAACUGACCUUCCAAUUUACGAGACCACCGAUAUUCUCGAAUCUACUGCUUCAGGUUGUUCAGGUU